AAUACCAAAGCUCGACAAUAGAAUUAUUUUGCUCUAAACAGCUACAGAAAGGAAAUAUAUCUUUCUAACAAUAAUUUUCGUAAGACAAAAUGGAAAAUAUUGCUCGUACACAUGAAGACAUUGAGGCUCAAAUAGCCGAUAUUCAAUCAAAGAAAAGUGAACUCAAGAAGAACGCAAACGAGGGCGUUGGUUUGUUGGACAGUGGCAACUUCUAUGAUACUGACUUGUACGAUAAUGACAAAGGAUCGAACCGCUAUAAGGGUUAUAAUACUUCAAUUGCAGCUAAUGAUGAUCUUGAUGAAGACGAGGAUGAUGGUUUUCCAGCACCUCAAAAACGAGCGUCAUAUACGGCACCUAAAUAUCUACUGAAGGAUGCGGUUCGAGGAAAAGAGGAUGUGGAUGCAUUGGCAGAUCGUAGACGUGGUACCAUAGCCGAUAGAGAAGAAGAGUAUAAGAAACGUCGCAGAGCUAUAAUAUCUCCUGACCGUGCUGACCCAUUUGCCGAUGGUGGUAAAACACCCGAUAUAGGAUCCAGAACUUAUACGGACAUAAUGCGUGAGCAAAUGCUAAAAGGAGAAGAAAAUGAGUUACGCCGCAAAAUUAUUGACAAAUCAAAAGAUGGAUCUUUGGUAAAAACGAGUUCGGAUUUACCGAAGGAAAGUGGCCGUAAGCGUGGGCGUUGGGAUCAGACAGUUAGUGACAGUUUUGUCCCAGCUAAGGUGGUUUCUACUCCUAGUAGUUUAGCGACACCUAUUUGGGAAGAUAAAACCCCAGCCGAUCAUCGAUGGGAUGAAACGCCUGCGCAUAAAACAGGGAGCGAAACACCGGGUGCAACGCCAGGUUUAAGCACGCGCAUAUGGGAUGCAACGCCAGCGCAUGCAAUGACUCCUGGUCACGAAACCCCUGGCCAUGAAAAGUCUGUAAGACGUAAUAGAUGGGAUGAAACUCCUAAAACGGAACGAGAAACUCCUGGUCACAGUGGUUGGGCAGAGACUCCAAAACCGGACCGUAGUACUACCGAUAACAUUGUGAUUGAGUCUACACCCGGUGCUUCAAAAAGGCGAUCGCGUUGGGAUGAAACCCCAUCAAACACUACACCAUCAAUGACUCCCUCAGCUGUCACUCCGAAUAUGACGCCAAGCAUAACACCACAUGUUACGCCAGGACAUGCAACUCCUCUCCUCACGCCUAGAGGUACAACUCCUAUAGGUGUGAAGGCUAUGGCUAUGGCCACGCCCACUCCCGGUGCUCUAGCCGCGAUGACACCGGAGCAAUUGCAAGCUUAUCGUUGGGAAAAAGAGAUUGACGAACGCAAUAGACCUUUUACAGACGAAGAGCUUGAUCAAAUGUUUCCUCCAGGAUACAAAAUUCUACCACCCCCAGCGGGAUAUGUUCCUCUGAGGACACCAGGCCGAAAACUAAUGGCUACCCCUACACCCAUUGGAGCUGGAACUCCCGCUGGGUUCUUUAUUCAAGUCGAGGAUAAAAAUGCGAAAUUUAUGGAUAAUCAGCCAAAAGGCCAAAAUUUGCCUUUUAUGAAGCCAGAGGAUGCUCAAUACUUUGAUAAACUUUUGGUAGAUGUAGACGAAGACACCUUAUCACCAGAAGAGAUGAAGGAACGCAAAAUAAUGAAGUUAUUAUUAACUAUAAAAAACGGUUCACCACCCAUGCGCAAAUCGGCUCUGAGACAAAUUACAGACAAAGCUCGAGAAUUUGGAGCAGGCCCAUUAUUUAAUCAAAUUUUACCAUUGCUUAUGUCGCCAACAUUAGAAGAUCAAGAACGUCAUUUGUUGGUAAAAGUCAUUGAUCGCGUACUGUAUAAAUUGGAUGAUUUAGUGCGACCCUACGUGCACAAAAUACUUGUUGUAAUUGAACCAUUGUUAAUUGACGAAGACUAUUACGCUAGAGUCGAAGGUCGCGAAAUUAUUUCGAAUUUGGCUAAGGCCGCUGGCUUGGCUACUAUGAUUUCAACAAUGCGCCCUGAUAUAGACAAUAUCGAUGAGUAUGUGCGUAACACCACUGCUCGAGCAUUUGCCGUCGUCGCUUCUGCCCUCGGUAUACCAUCGUUACUGCCAUUUCUUAAAGCAGUCUGUAAGUCGAAAAAAUCUUGGCAAGCUCGCCACACUGGCAUUAAAAUCGUGCAGCAAAUUGCUAUUCUAAUGGGCUGUGCAAUUCUACCGCACUUGAAGGCCUUAGUAGAAAUUAUUGAACAUGGUCUAGUAGAUGAACAGCAGAAGGUACGCACUAUCACAGCUCUAGCUAUAGCCGCUUUAGCGGAAGCGGCUACUCCUUAUGGCAUUGAAUCUUUCGAUUCUGUACUAAAACCCUUGUGGAAAGGUAUUCGCACGCAUCGAGGUAAAGGCUUGGCUGCUUUUCUUAAAGCUAUUGGGUACUUGAUUCCACUGAUGGACGCUGAAUAUGCUAAUUACUAUACUCGUGAAGUGAUGCUGAUAUUGAUUCGAGAGUUUCAAUCACCUGAUGAAGAAAUGAAGAAAAUCGUGUUGAAAGUAGUUAAGCAGUGUUGUGCAACGGAUGGUGUUGAAGCCCAAUACAUUAAAGAGGAAAUACUGCCACAUUUUUUUAAAUUCUUCUGGAAUCAUCGCAUGGCUCUGGAUAGACGCAAUUACAGACAGUUAGUUGAUACGACUGUAGAAAUUGCUAACAAAGUGGGCGCAUCAGAAAUCAUAAACCGCGUUGUAGAUGAUUUAAAAGACGAAAAUGAACAGUAUCGAAAAAUGGUAAUGGAAACUAUUGAGAAAAUUAUGGCUAAUUUAGGGGCAGCUGAUAUUGACUCUCGACUCGAAGAACAAUUGAUAGAUGGUAUUUUAUACGCCUUCCAAGAGCAGACUACCGAAGAUGUUGUUAUGCUAAAUGGAUUUGGAACCAUAGUGAAUCAGUUAGGUAAACGAGUGAAACCUUAUCUGCCUCAAAUAUGUGGUACAAUUUUAUGGCGUUUGAAUAAUAAGUCGGCCAAAGUGCGCCAGCAAGCAGCUGAUCUAAUCUCUCGGAUUGCUAUUGUCAUGAAAACCUGUCAAGAGGAGAAGCUAAUGGGGCAUUUAGGAGUUGUAUUGUACGAAUAUCUGGGUGAAGAGUAUCCCGAAGUAUUGGGUAGUAUUCUUGGUGCUUUGAAAGCCAUUGUGAAUGUUAUUGGUAUGACGAAAAUGACGCCACCUAUUAAGGAUUUAUUGCCUCGUUUAACACCAAUUUUAAAAAAUCGUCACGAAAAAGUUCAGGAAAAUUGCAUAGAUCUGGUCGGUCGCAUAGCCGACAGAGGCCCGGAGUAUGUGUCUGCACGGGAAUGGAUGCGCAUUUGUUUUGAAUUAUUAGAGCUACUCAAAGCUCAUAAAAAAGCAAUUCGUCGUGCUACUGUCAAUACUUUCGGUUAUAUAGCUAAAGCUAUUGGUCCACAUGACGUUCUAGCCACACUUUUAAAUAACUUAAAAGUGCAAGAGCGUCAAAACCGGGUAUGUACUACGGUUGCUAUUGCAAUCGUUGCUGAAACAUGUCGUCCCUUUACGGUACUUCCGGCUUUAAUGAACGAAUAUCGAGUGCCAGAAUUAAAUGUGCAAAAUGGCGUACUGAAGUCUUUAUCUUUUCUUUUCGAGUAUAUUGGCGAGAUGGGCAAGGAUUACAUAUAUGCUGUAUGUCCUCUAUUAGAAGACGCCUUAAUGGAUCGGGAUUUGGUACAUCGUCAAACUGCAUGUGCUGCUAUUAAGCAUAUGGCAUUAGGGGUCUACGGUUUCGGCUGUGAAGAUGCUCUUAUACAUCUACUUAACUACGUGUGGCCUAACAUAUUUGAAACAUCGCCGCAUUUAGUUCAGGCCUUCAUGGAUGCCGUGGAGGGAUUGCGGGUUUCUCUUGGUCCUAUUAAAAUUUUACAGUAUACUUUACAAGGCUUGUUUCAUCCUGCUCGAAAAGUUCGCGAUGUCUAUUGGAAAAUCUAUAAUUCCCUUUAUAUUGGCGGGCAAGACGCCCUAAUUGCCGGUUACCCAAGAAUAACAAAUGAUCCGAAAAAUCAAUAUGAACGCUAUGAGCUCGAUUAUACUCUUUAAGUAAAUAAUGUACGCAAAAAUACAUCCACCAAUUUUCCUUUGUAGUUUC
This is a messenger RNA of Glossina fuscipes, 4101 nucleotides long. RefSeq names its product splicing factor 3B subunit 1 (gene Sf3b1). The transcript is spliced from 4 exons. Bases 90 to 4052 code for a protein of 1320 amino acids. Gene Ontology annotation, biological process: spliceosomal complex assembly. The record is from RefSeq and is a predicted model, not a curated record. Gene Ontology annotation, molecular function: mRNA binding. NCBI's taxonomy places the organism in Eukaryota, Metazoa, Arthropoda, Insecta, Diptera, Glossinidae. Gene Ontology annotation, cellular component: U2 snRNP; U12-type spliceosomal complex; U2-type prespliceosome.